AUGAUCCAAAAGCUGAUUGACGCUGGAGACCUCAAGAAAUAUGCUCAGAAGGCAGAGACCGAUGAUAGAACAAAACAAAGCAAGCAAGUCCAAUUACCUGAGGGUAACCGAACGCUCAAUACCAUUUUAUGUUCCGAACCUAACGGUCCCUCACUGACUGCCCAGAUAGGAAAAAGAUUGAGAAAACAAUUUGAGGACUAUUACGAGCUGUACAAAAUCGAUGGAGUUGAAGUUGAUGAACAUGAACAGUGGAAGAACGCAACAAUAACAUUUGAUGUCGAGGAUGUCGAGGAAGGCAUGGAGGACCACAACGAUCCUUUGGUUCUCACAUUACCAGUGGCAGGAUGCAACGUCAAGAAGAUUCUGAUAGACGGAGGUAGUUCAGUCAGUGUUUUGUUCUAUGAUACGUUCAAACGGAUGGAACUGAAUGAUGAGAAACUGACGUCUUAUUGCUAUACCAUCUAUGGAUUUAAUGGCGCAUUAACGAAUCCUUUAGGAGACAUUGUGUUAGAAGUGAAAGCGGGCCCAAUGAAAGUCGAUACCUGA
Molecule: messenger RNA, 546 nt
Organism: Papaver somniferum (opium poppy)
Lineage: Eukaryota; Viridiplantae; Streptophyta; Magnoliopsida; Ranunculales; Papaveraceae
Exons: 1
Coding region: 1-546 (181 amino acids)
Source: RefSeq, a predicted model, not a curated record